Acaulospora colombiana is the source of this 1317-nucleotide messenger RNA. NCBI's taxonomy places the organism in Eukaryota, Fungi, Glomeromycota, Glomeromycetes, Diversisporales, Acaulosporaceae. The record is from the annotation of a GenBank genome assembly.
AUGCCUUCAGAAUAUUUACGUUCAGAGGAAACGACGCGGUCCAAUUCUAGCCUGAACGGCUUCGAACUUAAUAACGACACGACAACCUCGGAAUACAUUUGUUGCGGUAUUAGCGGCCUUCUGCUCACCCUGUCCUCCAUCUCAAAUUACGGGGUAGCUUUGGCUCUUUCCAUCGAGUUUUUCACCUCGUUAAGACUGACCAACCCCGCAGCCCGACAAAACAGCGUCACUUUGAGCAUCAUGGUUCUAACGUCUAACCAUGAUAUGAUAUUUGAGACCAUCGACACUGGCGGAAUAUGUAAUGUUGCGUCGCAUGGAUCAAACAAGAUAGCUCUGUUCAUUCUGAGAAUUCUUCCGGAAUAUUUGCCGAUUUAUCCUUCUUGCAUUUUAUCAGUCCGAAAAACCGCCAGCGCGAACCCCCCUACCAACCCGAGCCGGCCCUCCGCCCAAUCCCACGGGAACCUCAAAUUCAAAACCUGUGAUUCCUCGGAAUGCACUCGUCCGCAUAGGUCUCUGGUGCAGUCUACUCGUGAUCCUGUGCAGUCCCCUGGCGACCAUGAAGAUGUACUACUAUAUUUGCUACCUUAUCGACGAAAAUCAGAAUUACGAAUUAAAUCAUUUCCCGGCUUCCAGUGGAUAUCUGUCGAGAAACUUGAAUGCGUUACUAAUGUGUUUGAAUAUGGCAUUGUUUCUGGCGUGUUUCGCAUGGGCGAGAGACGAACCUCCGUUGAUUUUGACAUAGUCAAUCCAUCGUCAUACCGAUCAAAUUCCGAUAACCGAGUAAGUCCGUCCGCUUCAUCAUGUUCCUUACCACCGCCCGUCUACAAGACCUAUGUGUCUUCGGACAUCAGAUAUCAUUGUUCCUCCUCGCCUAACACGAACGUGACGGUGAUAUCACUGGACCCACGAUAUCGACGACUGCUCAAGAAACCUUCGCCAACAUCCUCAUUUAAUAGCUUCGAUCACGAGAAUUGGACUCCUCUAGAAAAUACCUUCGCAAAUGAUAGGCGAAGACCUACAGAAGAUGCCAUCAUAAAUAAUGAUUUGAAUGUGGUGAGCUCCCUUUCUCGGAGGAGCGAGAAGGGGAGACACGAUAUCGCCAAGAAUUUGGAAAUGCACAACGGCUGCAGGCGUGGUUACAAUGUGGAGAACCACGACGACAACAAACACGAACAAGACAAUGUAAUGAAUAUGACGCACAACGGGGAAUAUGAUGAUGACGAGAGCCAUCCGUUGAGAGACGUUGACGAAACAAAUCAUCAUUACAUUCCGGAGCUGGUCAUCGCCAUACCCGAGAAAGCCAAAUUACCAUCAUGA